Messenger RNA from Megalobrama amblycephala (Wuchang bream), 1049 nucleotides. It is a transcript of the gene ube2b, whose product is annotated as ubiquitin-conjugating enzyme E2B (RAD6 homolog). Lineage: Eukaryota; Metazoa; Chordata; Actinopteri; Cypriniformes; Xenocyprididae. Gene Ontology annotation, molecular function: ubiquitin conjugating enzyme activity. The record is from RefSeq and is a predicted model, not a curated record. Gene Ontology annotation, cellular component: HULC complex. Gene Ontology annotation, biological process: proteasome-mediated ubiquitin-dependent protein catabolic process; DNA repair; protein polyubiquitination. Bases 115 to 573 code for a protein of 152 amino acids. The transcript is spliced from 6 exons.
CGGCUGUUGCCAGGUCUAUGGCGUCACGGGUGACGUCACCUGCGCAUCGCACCUAUCGCCCUGAGCCUGACAGUGUUCUGCUCGUUUUAUGACAUAAUAAGGCGCUAUUAAAGCAUGUCUACUCCAGCGAGACGGCGGCUGAUGAGAGACUUUAAGAGACUUCAAGAAGAUCCUCCAACCGGUGUGAGUGGCGCUCCUUCAGAAAACAACAUCAUGCUGUGGAACGCUGUGAUCUUUGGGCCUGUAGGAACUCCCUUUGAAGAUGGAACAUUUAAACUUGUUAUUGAAUUUUCAGAAGAAUAUCCCAACAAGCCUCCUACGGUUCGCUUCAUCUCCAAAAUGUUUCACCCAAAUGUGUAUGCAGAUGGCAGUAUAUGUUUAGACAUUCUUCAGAACCGCUGGAGUCCCACGUAUGACGUUUCCUCCAUUCUGACAUCCAUCCAGUCUCUAUUGGACGAGCCCAACCCAAACAGCCCAGCCAACAGUCAAGCCGCUCAGCUCUAUCAGGAGAACAAACGUGAAUAUGAGAAGAGAGUGUCGGCCAUCGUGGAGCAGAGCUGGGUCGACUCUUAACGCUCUCACUGAACUCCACAGGAACAUUUGACAAAAAUCAACAUGUGUGUGCUUAUUUAUUUUUUUUAACUGCAUGGUAAGUUAUUGCUAACACAAUUUGAAAUGUACUGUUGUCGAUUGAUGCGGUUGACGAUUGCAGUCCCUGAAUAUAUCCAUCUUUGAGUUUUUUUAGUAAACCAUCAGUAAUAUAUUUGAAAAUCAAUCUCUUAAAAGAUUACAUGCCCGUUUUGCCUUUAAACACACCUGAAGAUCGACUGUGGGAAUCAUCUUUUUGUAUCUGUAUUUGAUAACAUCUUUAUGCUCACGUUUGUGCUUCAAAUAAAAAACCGAGGGCAUGUCCAGAUGAGCGGUGUCCUACAUGCAGUGAUACCUGGAUGACAGUGUUAUGAGGAUGUUAGAUUUUGUGAAUUUAUCAUGAGAACAUUUAUACUUCUAAUAUGCUGUAUAAAAAAAAAUAAAACUUUUUCAGACUUGGA